Molecule: messenger RNA, 3260 nt
Organism: Cercospora beticola
Lineage: Eukaryota; Fungi; Ascomycota; Dothideomycetes; Mycosphaerellales; Mycosphaerellaceae
Molecular function (GO): oxidoreductase activity
Source: RefSeq, a predicted model, not a curated record
CGACGUGGUUUCGCACGGAAGUUCGGCACUUGCGCGCAACGGCCACUCGCGGUGCGGUUUGAUUGAUGACGGCGGCGGGCAGGCCCCAGCACGCGCCCGGGACAAGCACAUCUCAAUCUCCCGUCUCCUGCUCACUCGUGCCCGUCCGCUCGACCUCGCACUCCACGCCCACACCGCGCACCUCGCAUACACCUGCUGGCCCCGGCCGCCGACUCUCGCUUCUUCUGACAUCCCUCUUCCCCUUCGUCGUCCCAUGCCGACUGCGCAUGUUUGAGCACUUUCCACACUCUUUCCUUACCUCUUCUUGCUGAAAGCGUGUUCGCUUGAACAUGCACUUUUCCUCGCUCCUUACCGCGGCGGCGUUGGUCAACGUCGCCGUGUCCAAGCCAGCUUCAGGCAAUGAACUCAACAACAACAAUUAUGACCUCGCCGCCCCGCUCGACAAGCGCCAGGCGGGCCAGGUCAUCACCACGGGCGCCCGCGGGCUCGGAGACGGCCGUGUGCACGUACGACUAGAGAUCAACGAACUCGCCAACAACAGACCCGACAUGUGGUCGCUUUACAUUCGCACCAUGGCCCAGUGGAAAGAGGCCCCGAAGGACGACUGGACCGGCUACUGGGGCAUCUCCAAGAUUCACGGUGUCCCUCGCAUUGACUGGGAUGGUGUGCAGAAAUGUGACGACUGCGAUGGCGCAGAUGGCUACUGCACACAUGACUCUGUCCACUUCCCCGCAUGGCACCGAGCGUACAUGGCCCUUUUCGAGCAAGAGCUGAUCAAGCACGCCCUCGAGAUUGCCAACUCUUUCGAUGGCGCUUUCGGAGACCGCAUGAAGGCCGCCGCACAGGCACUGCGUGCUCCAUUCUGGGAUUGGGCAGCCAACCCAGACCAAGGCUCGACCGCUCUGCCGCCUUUCAUCAGUGGCCAACAGGUGACUAUCGAGGGCCCCAAUGGCCAAGAGACCGUCGACAACCCUCUCUACAGCUAUCACUUCACCGAUUCCUCCGACAUGGAGUUUUCUGUUUUCGUCGACUGGCCAGACACUUUCCGCUGGCCCAACUCAAACAACCAGGACGCGCACAGCCAAGAGCAACAGGCCGUUGACGCUUUCUCCAACCUCAACGGCAACCUGCAGGAUCAGGUCUACCAGCUCUUGACACAGUGCAAGAGCUACCUUGGUUUCGCCACCGACGCUUCUGGAGACCAGCGCUGCGCCAACAGUCUGGAGGGUAUCCACAACACCAUCCACACCAACGUAGGAGGUCCUGGCUCGAACGGUGUGUCUGGUGGCCACAUGACCUUCUUGCCACUUGCUGCUUUCGACCCAAUUUUCUUUCUGCACCACUGCAACGUCGACCGUUUGUUCACUCUGUGGCAGACCGCCAACCCGAGCACCUACGGAGCCAGCCAGGUCGCUCCUCACUCCACUUGGACCAUUGCUCAGGGCUCGAACCAAGACGCCAACUCUCCUUUGAUGCCGUUCCGCAAGGCCGCCGAUCAGUACUGGACCACCAACGACGUUCGCGACUUCGCCGCUACAUUCGCCUACACCUACCCUGAAUUCAUCGUUGGUGACGGACAGCGUAACACGAUCGUCAACUACAUCAACCAGCUUUACGGCUCCAGCCCAUCUCUGACCGCCUCCGCUCUCUCUGCUCGUGCCGAGCCUGUGAACGGCAGCAACACCGAAGGCGGUAACGGAGGACGUGGUCUUGAGGCACCACAAGGUUACGGUGGUUCGUCUUCCAGCUCCUCCAGCCCUGCAAGCUCUCAGACUGGUGGCUCUGGCUCUGGCUCUGGCAUUGGCAUUGGAAUUGGUCCUAUCAGCAUCUCCAUCGGUCUGCCAUGGAACAAGCCCACUGGAGGCGCUAGUAGCGGUCCUUACCCAACUGUCACUGGCGCAUGGAAUGGUACCAAGACCGCCGGCUACCCAGCCCCAACCGGCACCGGUGCUCCAUUGAACCCCGCCUUCAUUGCACCAAACGGCAGCGUCUACCAAUACCAAUGCAACAUCGAGACCCCUCGCUACGCUCUCAAUGGCUCGUACACUGUCUAUGUCUUCGAUGGACAGCCAGGCACCAACGACACAAGCGAGUGGCUCGGCGAGAAGAACUGCAUCGGUCAAAUCGGUGUUCUUGCAGGUGGCGAUAUGGCCCACGAGGUUGUCUCCGCUGGCUCCGUUCCGAUCACCCGCUACUUGCAAAAGCUGUACAUGUCCGGCAAGAUCUCUGCCUUGAGCGAGGAUGUUGUCCUCCCGUACAUGAAGAAGAACCUCAACUGGAUCAUCGUCUACGAUGGCGAGCGUGUCAACCCUGAGUCUCUCAACGGCUACAAGGCCUCUUUCCUGUCUGGUCUCCUUUCUCCUAUCCUUGAUGGUGAGCUGCCAAGCUGGUCGAACCUCUUGCCUCAAGUCGAUGUUACCAAGGACAAGGUUGGUGGUAUUACCGAGGCCGUGGAGGGACUGCUCGGCGGUGUUGGCGAUGCUCUCAGUGAUGCUGUCGGCGACAUCGGUGACAACAUUGGUGGUAUCAUCGGAGGUAUCAUCGGAGGCGGCAGUGGUAACGGCAACAGCAACGCUCCACACGGCUAUGGAUCCGCCUCUUCUGCGCCGUCGUACCCAGGCAAGACUGAGGAUUCGCCAGUGCCAGCGACGACUGCACCACCAUCUCAGAACCCUCCUAGCUACCCAUCGCCGCCUGAGGAGGAGGAAGUCACGACCACGGUUUACACGACGCAGUACGUGACGUACUGCCCUUGCACGGAGUCAACAGCAGCACCACAGCAACCCACCGCGACAGCAUACGCGAAGCAAUACUAGAUGUCUAAGUUUUAAGACCUAAUGCCCAGCCGCAUGAAGAAGUUUCGUAUUUGUUGAUAAACCGUACUCUCUGCAUUGCGUUUCGAGAACUGGAAAGACGCUGGUAAUUAUUUGAUGACAGAAGGGUUGGAUCGAGUUGUUGCGAGUUGUUGUGCGCAUGUCAACUACCAAAGAGUAGUUUUCUGUGGCACACGCUCAUUUCAACUCCCUGGACUGCACAGUGCCUGGAAAGGUGGAAAAAAUCUACAGACAUGGCGAAGAAGAAGAAGAUUUUCCCCUGUGUUCAAGAGAGAAUUAGUGGGAAUUGGCUCCUUUUUGUGUCCGCGUGGAAAAGAGAAGAGAUGCUGAACGAUGGCACUGUGUGAAGUGCGUUUCGUGUGUCAAGAGUGUGUGUAGAGUGAGAGAGAGAUCAUCUUGUGCAUAUUUUAUCUCAUCAGUUACCAG